GUUGAGUCAGCGUCCCGCCCAUAACUGGCCGUGGACAGAGCCAUGUCGAUCCCUGGUGCUGUUGAUGUAGCCAGGAAGCUGCCGCAGCCGCCAGAGCCGCCUUCAGGAGAUGUUUCACCUUUGGCUGGCAUCCAGCUUCGCUUGGACCAGCUGUCUGAACAGGUGGAUUGCUGCCUUGUGCAACUGAUGAAGCUGGAGCCUGCAAGCACUCUGAAGGAGUCGCGCAGGUCCCGCAGGCACAAGAUGAGCCAGGCAGAUGGCAUACUGCCGGCAAUACCAUCAGACAAGCCAUUUCUGGAUGAAGACGAUGCCUCUGCGUCAUCAUCAUCUUUAGGCCCUCCGGGAUCCAAUGCAUCUUUUGCGGCGAGGUCUCCGAUGCCUUCGGAUGACUGGGACGCCCCAGGUGAAGGGAGCAACACGGACACGACUCUGCGCAGCCAGAUGGUGAGGUUUCGAGACUGCGACGAGAAGUCAGAGCCGGCGGUGUCAGAAGCAAAGACUCGGCGGAAAGGAAAGCAUGUUCGAAAUAUGGAUGUCAAGAUUGCCUGGCAAAUGCACGCUACCUCCGAGGAGUCAUCUCCGGCGGAGGGGCAAUCUAGUUUGCACCCAAUGAUGAGGCUGCUGAACGGCAUAACGUGCACCGAGCGCUUGUGGGAGCUGCUGGAUGACCCGGCCUCCAGCAGACUCGCAUUGUGGAUCUCUAUGUUUUUCCGGGUGACCGUUGUGACCAGCAUCAUCGUGUCCAAUCUUCAGAACUUGGAGGAGGAGGUCCUCAACCCUGUUUUGGCCGCAGUUCUGGAAACUUGCUUCGACACUAUUUAUCUCUUGGAGUUCAUUUGUCGCAUAGGGUCGGCACCAGCAAAAGCUGCCUACCUGUUUGACCCCUACAAUUGGGCGGACAUGCUCUCGGCUUGUGGGAUCUUCAUCCGAGUCGGAGUCGGCUUCGUGAUUCGGAGGCCGGCGUCAGCUGACGAGCAAAGCGUACAAGUGCUGCUCCUUUUCGUGCUGCCCGUGGCGCGGCUUUUGAAGCUGCUGCGGUACUUCGAGUCCUUUCGGCUUUUGGUCGAUGCUUGCAAGAACUCGCUGGCCUCGUUACCAGUGAUGAUGUACACGAUGGCACUGAUCAUUCUAGUAUCCGCCAAUGCAAUCUACCUGGCAGAGUCAAGGAGCACCAUUCCCAGCCUGCCCCACUGCUACUGGCUCGCAAUUGUGACGAUCACCUCUGUGGGAUUUGGCGAUUAUGUCCCCAGGACACCUGCUGGUCACGUAAUAGUGGGAAUGCUUUCCCUUGUUGGCGUGCUCUUCCUCGCCCUCCCUGUUGGCACCAUUGGCCGGGAGUUCACAGAAAGCUGGGAAAACCGAGCACGAGUCCUGCUUCUAACGCGAGUUCGUAAGUGCCUGUGGAAGUGGGGCUACUCUGUCAAAGACUUACGAGUAUUGUUCGAGUACAUCGACGCGGACAGCAAUGGAGUUCUCAGCCUGCCAGAAUUUCUUGAGCUGAUCAGCCAGAUGAGGAUUGGAAUGAGUGCAGCCAGCAUUGUGGAUCUGUUUAUGCUGUUUGAUGACAAUCACAGCGGCACGAUUGACUACAUGGAGUUUUUGCGCCACAUCUUCCCAGAGGAAUAUGUGGAGGAGCAGCAGGAAUCGGCAAGUCAAGGUGCUCGAAACUCUGUCAGACAAGUAAGCGAAGCAAUGAGCUCCCUGCGAGAAAGCACGAUUGUUGGAAGACUUGAUUCACGGAUGUCGCGACUUUCCUCCAAGUCAUCAUGAUUGACCCCGCGGUGCACGGAAGGUCUCUGCGCCAUGGUCCGAACACCGGCCUUUGGCUGCGGCCAACGUGACAGCCGCCAUGGCGAAACACCAUGCUGAAGUUCAUGUAUAUACUUUUCGAAGAAUGCUUGGCCACCCCCUGGUUUGCAACAUCCCGCGGUUUCACCAAGACCAUUGUCACACUUGCUGGCUGACCUCGCCACUACUGGCUAGCCUCAGUGUGUAGUGCCUUCGUUUUUCCCUGCCUCGGUGGCAUCCGGGUUCUGGUCGCAAGGCAAAUCUCGCAACGCUCAUGCAGCCAA
Molecule: messenger RNA, 2072 nt
Organism: Effrenium voratum
Lineage: Eukaryota; Dinophyceae; Suessiales; Symbiodiniaceae
Source: the annotation of a GenBank genome assembly